AAAGCAAUAGGUCGGCGGUGCGUGUUUAGUGGAUGUGGUGGGUGGUGGGCUCUCUCUCUCCAGUCUACUCGGGUCGAUAAGGAAGAGAUCGGUACGAGCCGCAGACAGACGCUCUCUCGCUCUCUCCAACUCCUGAACCCCGAUCACAGCAUCCUCCUCAGCACCACACGACGAGCCACGAGAGUCUUUCACGCGCCACGAAAAAAGGCGAUAUGUUCCUCCUCGGAAUCCUCAUCAGCUUCAUCUCACGAGGGGUGCACGGCGUCCCGUCUGCCCAGCACGACUUUGCCUUACAUGGGGACGGCGCUGCUAUCGACUGCAUGGACAUGCGGCGCUCGUGCCUGGACCAGCGUCAGUGCCGGCACCUGUACGACCAGCUGGACGCCUGCGUGGAGAACCAGGCCAGCGGUACCCUGGAGCCCGAGGAGAGGCAGGGCUGCCUGGAGGUGCAGAGUGCCCUGCUGCAGGUCAAGCGCCACCUCCUGGAUUGUCGCUGCCAGCGUGGUUCGCGCAAAGAGGAGCGCUGCCUACGGAUCUACUGGACAUUCAGGUUCCCUCAAGGUUAUGAUGACAUUGAAUCAUCCCCUUAUGAUGACAUUGAAGAGGAGCUUCGGAGGAGCCUGGACAUUCACCGAAUCGCCUCUUUUGUGACAGCCUCUCUCUCCCCCUCGCUGGAUGGCCAGAGCGCGUGUCUGAAGGCGGCACAGGAUUGCGGUGUGUUUGAGAAGUGCGGCGCGCUGCGUUCCGAGUAUGCGCUGGCGUGCACCAAGCCGGCGGGCGAGGGCUCGGACCACUGCAACCGCCAGCGCUGCCACCGGACACUGCGGCGCUUCCUGGAGCGCGUGCCGGAGGACUACAGUCUGCCGCUGCUCUUCUGCCCCUGUGCCGACCCCCUGUGCGGGGAGAGGAGGCGUAAGACCAUCGUGCCGUCCUGCUCGCACGAGGACCACGAGCGAGGCCGGCAGCCAAACUGCCUUCACCUGAGGGGCCUCUGUCUGAAGGACGACCUGUGCAAGGCCAGGUUGGCAGACUUCCAGCACCACUGCCAGCCCUCUCCUCUCUCCUUCUCCCCGUCCGGCUGUGCCAGGGAGAGCCGAGCCAUGUGCCUCAAAGCCUACACCGGACUCAUCGGCACCCUGAUGACCCCUAACUAUGUCAGCAACAGCAGUAUGGAUGUGUCUCUGUGGUGUAACUGUGAGGGCAGUGGGAACCACUGGGAGGACUGCCAGCACUUCCAGCGCAUCUUCACUCAAAACACCUGCCUCAGCAGCUCCAUCAGCACCAUGGGCAGCUUCGAGCCAGUGGAGGAAGAGGAUGAUUUAGUCCCGCCCACUCCGGCCCCGUCCCAACUCACGCAGCACCACCUCAAUGUCAACCUGCACUUUGCACUCAACUCUGUGGAGACCAGCGAAGAGGAUAAAGAGGCGGAAGAGGACCACCUCCAGGACACUGCAGCAUCAUCAUCAGCAGCAUCAGAAGCUGAUGGAGGAAGAGGAGAGGAAGAGCUGGCCAACCGCAUCCCCGUCAUCCCCUCCUACUCGGAGAAGGCCACCGUCUCCAACCUCAACUCGGCCGCCUGGAGUCUACACCACCCGGGCACCACCACCUCCAUCACUCUCAGCCUACAGCGCCACCUAGUGCUCUCUCUGCUGCUCUGCUCUGCCCUCACCUGGGUGCUAAACUGAUACCUUGAUACCUUACUACUGCAGCUCAUGUACACACGCGUACAUCUUUGUGAGCACAUAUACACACCUGCAUACACACAUAAGCGUGCAUGUGAGCGCGCACACACACAUGCACACAUGUACACAAACGCGUGCUUACACACACACACACAUGCACACACACACACAUU
This is a messenger RNA of Engraulis encrasicolus (European anchovy), 1855 nucleotides long. RefSeq names its product GDNF family receptor alpha-4-like. Gene Ontology annotation, biological process: nervous system development. NCBI's taxonomy places the organism in Eukaryota, Metazoa, Chordata, Actinopteri, Clupeiformes, Engraulidae. The coding region runs from base 213 to 1685 and encodes 490 amino acids. Gene Ontology annotation, molecular function: signaling receptor activity. Gene Ontology annotation, cellular component: signaling receptor complex; external side of plasma membrane. The record is from RefSeq and is a predicted model, not a curated record. The transcript is spliced from 10 exons.